AUGGGCGGCGGGGCGGCGGCGGCGGCGGCAGCGGCGCUGUACGCCUGCACCAAGUGCAACCAGCGCUACCCCUUCGAGGACCUGUCCCAGGGGCAGCAGCUCUGCAAGGCCUGCCGCAUCGCCCACCCCAUGGUCAAGUGCACCUACUGCCGCUCCGAGUUCCAGCAGGAGAGUAAAACAAAUACGAUAUGCAAGAAGUGUGCACAGAACGUGAAGCAGUUUGGAACACCCAAGCCCUGUCAGUACUGUAACAUUAUUGCAGCAUUUAUUGGCACCAAGUGUCAGCGUUGCACCAAUUCAGAAAAGAAGUACGGACCCCCUCAGACCUGCGAACAGUGCAAACAACAGUGCGCUUUUGACCGGAAGGAGGAAGGAAGAAGAAAGGUGGACGGCAAGUUAUUGUGUUGGCUCUGCACGCUGUCCUACAAGAGGGUUUUGCAGAAGACAAAGGAACAGAGAAAGAGCCUGGGUUCUUCACACUCCAAUUCAUCUUCCUCAUCGCUUACGGAGAAAGACCAGCACCAUCCGAAGCAUCGCCAUCAUCACCACCACCACCGGCACAGCAGUGGCCACCACAAAAUCAGCAGUCUGAGUCCCGAACAAGAUCAGGGACUGUGGAAACAGAGCCAUAAAUCCUCUGCAGCUAUUCAGAAUGAAACUCCAAAGAAAAAACCCAAACUGGAAUCCAAGCCAUCCAAUGGAGAUAGUAGCUCUAUAAAUCAGUCAGCAGAUAGUGGGGGAACUGACAAUUUUGUCCUCAUCAGCCAACUGAAAGAGGAAGUGAUGUCUCUUAAGCGUCUCUUGCAGCAAAGAGAUCAAACCAUUUUGGAAAAGGAUAAGAAGUUGACUGAAUUGAAGGCAGACUUCCAGUACCAGGAGUCUAAUUUGAGGACCAAGAUGAACAGUAUGGAGAAAGCCCACAAAGAAACCGUGGAGCAACUGCAGGCCAAAAACAGGGAGCUACUCAAGCAGGUUGCAGCUUUGUCAAAGGGUAAAAAAUUCGAUAAAAGUGGGAGCAUACUAACGUCUCCUUGAGGAAACGGCUACUCAUUGGUGUUUGUGCUCAGAGUGUAAAUUUGGGUAAUUCUGUGAAGCCCUUAAAAUUCUGUGUAGUGAGAACCUAUUUUUGCACACCAGAUAAGUUGGCAUGUUUCCUAUACACUUUUGUAACUGAGAUGCAGCUUUUUUUUUUUUAGUUGACAGAAUACUCAGAUUUAAUACUUCAACUGGCUUGAAGGAACUUUUUUUUUAUUUUUAUUUUUUGAUACCCGGGAACUUUUUUGCCGGCAAUAGUAUUAUUGAACAAUUUCAAAAGGCACGUCAGCAGUGCUGUUUUCAACACAACUUGCAAUAAUAGAGUUGGUGUACUUUUUUUGGGCUCAAAGCAUCAGUUGAUCUCAUUGUUUUUAUCAGGCUAAUUUCAGCUAACGUUCAGUUUUCAAAUUUAGGACUAGAAGAACUUUGUGAAUAAGGAACAUUAUGAACGCCGGGUUUUUGGCCACUGUGUUCUUUUCAAAAUAUAAAUUUAGGAGGGAAUCAUGGUGCUUUUAUUAAAUGAAAUUCACAAGGAUGAUAUAUGUACAUACUUUUUUAAAAGUUCCAUGGUUAGCGGUAUGCUUAAUAGAUUGAUCCUUGUCAUUGAAAUUUUCUGAACAUCUUGUAUAGUACAAGGUUUAAGUGUGUCUUUUGUUUUGUAAAAACUACUGUCAAUUUUUACUUGCAAGUGCCUUUUUGCCACCCGAUGUUUUUAUUUAUAGGAAUGUUGGUCUUUUGUACAUAGGGUUUCUCGUUUUAAGAUCAUGUUUUCAUAAUUGUUUGUAUAUAAAUGUAUAUGUACAGAGGCCUAACUAAAAAUUCCAAAGAGCUAGUAAACUGCUCCCGGUUGCAUUAAAUACUAGCUUAAUGGAUGGUGAAUAUUGGCUUUAGAUCAUUUUAGUGAUUUUUGUCUGUGUGCAAGUUGUUGAUCCUAGAUAUCAUCAUGCCAAGCGGUGCUCAAAAACAUGGGGGGCUCUUUUGGCAGUGGUAGAUUUUCCAUUCUGUCCUAGAAAUGUGUUUUUUGGGGGGAGGGUGGGGGGAUUUUUUACUCCCCCCACCCCCCAACGGUAGUACUAGUUUGAAAAACAAAUGUCAUUCUUACCUCUGAUCUCUCCACUUGAAACGGUUAGUUGGGUCGGUGCCCAUGAGCACAUCUGGCUUUUUAAAAUUCCCCAAUUUUUCACCCCUCGCUUUAAAGGACACUUGAAGUUCUUCUCCAGAAGAAUGUGGAACCAAUAACUAGGUUCUGGGGCUUUCACAAGAAAACCGGUACCCCCAGGUGUCUGUCGGGUAGGGGAUGGAUGCCCGAAAAGAAUAGCAGAAGAAUUUGGCCCUUUAUUCCGUAACUACUGACUUUGGAAGGAAAUUGGUCUUGUUCAUCGCAGCCUUAUCGCACUGCUCCUAGGGGACUUUAGCUUACCUUCUUCACAUAACUUUUAGACUGUGAGCCCACUGUUGGGUAGGGACUGUCUCUAUGUGUUGCCAAUUUGUACUC
Tachyglossus aculeatus (Australian echidna) is the source of this 2530-nucleotide messenger RNA. RefSeq names its product family with sequence similarity 76 member B (gene FAM76B). The transcript is spliced from 11 exons. Bases 1 to 1035 code for a protein of 344 amino acids. The record is from RefSeq and is a predicted model, not a curated record. Lineage: Eukaryota; Metazoa; Chordata; Mammalia; Monotremata; Tachyglossidae.